AUGGCGACUCGAAUCGAAAGUCGACUGCAGUCGAAGCUCGAGUUAGGAGAGCGAAAGGACUUUGUUAUAGAUGUGAUGAGAGAUGGUAGAUUGGGCAUCGUUGUAAAAAAAGAGCUCUAUGUGUUACUAGUCGGUGAAGAUCUUGAUAGCUAUGACACAUUAGAAGACACAUUAGCUACCGAGGAGUUAGUUGAAGCCGAGCUGAAUGAGGUGAAGCUAUCCUUAAACUCGGUUGUGGGACUCUCCGAACCACGCACAUUAAAGCUACGAGGGAAUGGCCAGCAUAUGAAAGGGAAGGGAAUUUACGAGUAG
Messenger RNA from Dovyalis caffra, 312 nucleotides. The record is from the annotation of a GenBank genome assembly. NCBI's taxonomy places the organism in Eukaryota, Viridiplantae, Streptophyta, Magnoliopsida, Malpighiales, Salicaceae.